CGGCAACCCCAGUAGUGACAGCGACAGUAACGGAGCCAGAAACUGCUGUGCAGGAUAGCGAUGACCAUACGGUGAAUCCUGUAAUCCCAGUACAGUUGGCUUCUUUGCGAUCGCCAACAUUGCAUGGCAAAGGAAGAAGAGAGUUGGAACAGACCGACUUAGCCCCGUCUGUAGUCAUUGUCCUUGCCGGAACUGGUCUUCAGCUCAUGCAGACCAAGAUUUGUACUCCAAUGGAUGCAACCAUCUAACAACACCAUAGGAUGCGCCCACAACAACGGAUGAAGAGGAAAAUGACGACACAGGCGAUUCUGCAUAUGGCGAUGACGAGGACGCAUGGUCUGAUACCACAACCAUUCCAUCAACGAUUAUGCGACACAGAUACCAGCAUGGACGCCGUUACCACAAGUUUCGCGAAGGCGAAUACUGGGGUCCUAACGAUGAAGAGCAGAACGACCAACUUGACAUAGCUCAUCAAAUGUUUCUAAUCCUUCUCAACCAAAAGUUACACCUCGCGCCUCUCCAGAAUCCCCAAAGAGUGAUCGACCUCGGCUGUGGUACAGGUAUCUGGGCAAUUGACUUCGCAGAUGAAAACCCCUCCGCAGAAGUCAUCGGCGUGGACCUCUCGCCAAUCCAACCUUCAUUCUCCCCGCCCAACUGCAAAUUCGAAAUCGACGAUGUGACAAGUCCAUGGACGUACCCACGCGACCAUUUCGACUUCGUCAACAUCCGCUCACUGUACGGCAGCAUCGCCGACUUCCCGGCGCUCUACCGUCAGGUCUAUGACCAUCUUGUGCCAGGCGGAUGGUUCCACCAGCUCGAAAUGAGCAUCCAAUUCAAAUCCGACGACGGCACUCUCACGCCCGAUCACCCCCUCAGCCAAUGGAGCGAUGUGUUCCACGAGGCCGGCGAGAGGUUCGGCAAGAGCUUCAAAGACGUCUUCAAUCUCGGCAAAUGGGCGAAAGAAACCGGGUUCACAGACGUUGAAGAGAGGUGGUAUAAAGUCCCAGUCGGUGGGUGGAGCAGUGAUGAAGAGAUGAGGGUGCUGGGAAGGUGGAACCUUUUACAUUGCACGCAGGGCGCCGAGGGCUGGGGACUUUUCUUGUUAACGAACGUCAUGAAGUGGACCAUAGAAGAGGCACAAGUCUUCAUCGCAAAGUUUCGCAACGGCCUGAAACAAAAAGCUGUGCAUGCAUACUUCGAAGUCGUCGUCGUAUAUGGCCGGAAACCAGACAACACGGCAUCAUAAUCUAACAUCCCUUUUAAACACAACGACUCAUAGAACGCGAUUUUCCACGUCCGUAGUACCGAGGAAGUGUGGUGGUGCUUUUUCCUUCCUCGACUCUUCUAGCGAAAUCAGUAAUUAAUAGCGAAUCUUUUCCUGAAAGCAAAAUUAUUAAAUCGAAUUUAUCUAUCUAAUUUUCCCUCUCAAACAUGGAUGUACAUGUCAUGUGUGGGAGUACGUAUUCACAGCGCCUUGGGUAAUUAUCCUCGUUCAUUAUUCUCAUUAGGGAAGGGGAAAGUCAUGUGCUCCAUUUCUCAUAACCAAGCAAGUAGAACAAAAUAUCAGGUCGGG
Aaosphaeria arxii CBS 175.79 is the source of this 1573-nucleotide messenger RNA. Its product is annotated as S-adenosyl-L-methionine-dependent methyltransferase. The transcript has 5 exons. The record is from RefSeq and is a predicted model, not a curated record. Bases 368 to 1246 code for a protein of 292 amino acids. Gene Ontology annotation, molecular function: methyltransferase activity. NCBI's taxonomy places the organism in Eukaryota, Fungi, Ascomycota, Dothideomycetes, Pleosporales.